Molecule: messenger RNA, 1209 nt
Organism: Cyclocybe aegerita
Lineage: Eukaryota; Fungi; Basidiomycota; Agaricomycetes; Agaricales; Hemipholiotaceae
Source: the annotation of a GenBank genome assembly
AUGCAUCUUAAUCAUCUACCCCCUUCAUUGGCCACCCUCCUUUUUCUCGUCGUUCAACAGUGUGCUGGCUUCACCAUUGACGUUAAACCCGAAGCUGCAGAUGGAAACUGUCGCGUAUCUCAAAACCUCUUCGCCAAUAUCGACCCAGCUCGUGGCGAUCCUCAAGUCGUAGACAUCUUCUUGUUCGAUGGCAGCGUAAACAAGGAAGUGCCGUUGUCGAUCGGAGCUCGCCUGGAUCCCAAAGGGAGCAGUUUCACGUUUACAGUGCCUCAGGUUCCUCCAGGGUAUCCGUUUGCAGUUCGAUUGAAACGACCAAACUCGGAACAGCUCCUUCAAGACUCAUCCCCAUUCCCGAUCUUUCCAACACUCGAAUCGUUGACGUCUCGAUUAUCCGCCACAGUGGCUAGUACGACUUUCAUCAUAUCUUCCACUACUGGGAGCUCCUUUGCGACGGAAGCCACAACUUCGAUUCCAAUCGAUCAAAGUGCUACUUCCCCCACCGCACCUCCACCGCGCCCCAUCACUGCCAUCCUUGGCCCUGUAUUUGGCGUUUUAUCCUUCUUCGCCCUGUGUGUUGCAGGUUGCUUGUGGCUGUGGAGGAGGUGUCGGAUUAAACGGCGGAAGGCGAGGCAGCAACAAGUGCUGUCGAACAUGGAAAGAGCAACGGUGACCCGGUCGGUCGCAAAGCAGCCCUAUGUCACGCUUCCCUCUGCGUCGUCGUCAGAGCUACCGAUUCCGAAGGACUUGGAGGCGGGUUCGAAGGAGUAUGCUAUAUCCUCGGACUUGAAAGGUUCUUCAAGUUCGAAGUCACGACGGUUUUCCCACAACUCUCUCUUUCCCGAAUCAUCUCCAUCGUCGCCCGCGGCAUCCUCGCAACCAGAGAUGCUGAAGAAAGAGCGGGCGCGUGUGUACGAAGAAAUUGCGGCGCUGGAGAGACGAAGCGAGCUUCUGCAGAGCUCUUCGAACCCCUUCGCCGAUCCUGGUUCAGACAUCACAACACGCGACAUCCUUCAACAACUAACAGCCCUGAAAACACGAAUCCAGGAGCUUGAAGACCUCCACGCACGCGAACAGUCUCGUCUUCGUCCCGCCUCAGGAUCAUCAUCAGCAGACCCACCUCCCGAAUACGUUCCUUCGCGCUCCAUAGACCACGUUCCUGCGCAUGACGGUAAUAGCAAGACUCAAUGUUUCUGCGCUUCAUGCACAUAG